Nothobranchius furzeri (turquoise killifish) is the source of this 1413-nucleotide messenger RNA. RefSeq names its product triosephosphate isomerase 1b (gene tpi1b). Gene Ontology annotation, cellular component: cytosol. Lineage: Eukaryota; Metazoa; Chordata; Actinopteri; Cyprinodontiformes; Nothobranchiidae. Gene Ontology annotation, biological process: glyceraldehyde-3-phosphate biosynthetic process; glycerol catabolic process; glycolytic process. Gene Ontology annotation, molecular function: triose-phosphate isomerase activity. The record is from RefSeq and is a predicted model, not a curated record.
UACUGACAAAGAGGCGGUGUUAAAUUCCCUCCGUAUAAAUAGGUAAAGCAGCCAUCAAACGCUUGCUCUCUGCCCCGAAAGAGAAGGUCCCCGUCGUGGUACUGUCCAGUUUAAUUCUCUAGUAAAUCCUAACAAAAACCCGCAAGCAUGAGCAGGAAAUUCUUUGUCGGUGGAAACUGGAAGAUGAAUGGAGACAAGAAAAGCCUCGGGGAGCUCAUCGAGACCCUGAACGGAGGAAAGGUGGACGCUAAUGUCGAGGUGGUGUGUGGCGCUCCAUCCAUCUACCUGGACUUCACCAGGUCCAAGCUGGAUGCCAAGUUUGGUGUGGCAGCUCAGAACUGCUACAAGGUUCCCAAGGGUGCCUUCACUGGGGAGAUCAGCCCUGCGAUGAUCAAGGACUGUGGUGUGAACUGGGUGAUCCUGGGACACUCUGAGAGGCGCCACGUCUUUGGAGAGAGCGAUGAGCUUAUUGGUCAGAAGACGGCUCACGCUCUGGAGAACGGUCUCGGCGUGAUCGCCUGCAUCGGUGAGAAGCUGGAUGAGAGGGAAGGAGGCAUCACGGAGAAGGUGGUGUUUGCUCAGACCAAAGUCAUUGCAGACAAUGUAAAGGACUGGAGCAAGGUGGUGCUUGCUUAUGAGCCCGUGUGGGCCAUUGGUACAGGCAAGACCGCCUCCCCGCAACAGGCCCAGGAAGUUCAUGAGAAGCUGAGGGCGUGGCUGAAGACCAACGUCUCUGAGGCUGUAGCUAACUCUGUCAGGAUCAUUUACGGAGGCUCUGUCACUGGUGCCACCUGUAAGGAACUCGCCUCCCAGAAGGACGUUGAUGGUUUCCUUGUGGGCGGAGCUUCCCUCAAGCCUGAGUUUAUUGAGAUCAUCAACGCCAAGGCGUAAAAUCCCAGCAGCGUCACUUCCAUUCAGAUGAUCUGGUCCCCUCGCCCCUUAACCUCCAGUACUUCUUCCUUGUCUUUAUUAAAAGUAUUCGUGUAAUGUUGUCAUUCCUCCUUUUUUCUUUAGUUUUAAUAUUAAAAAAAAAAGGGACAGGCUGACACGUUCACCAUUCUGCACUGAUGAUUCUACUGAGAACGGCCGAACGAACUCCCACACCAAGUGCUCAAGCUAAAGGCUGACACCUAGAGGUGGACCGACUGUCCACGCCUUCACUUGAAACGUUUACAACCUUUAUUUGUGCGAACAGGGUCACCGCUCUUGUCGAUCACGUUUACUCGCCUUUGUACCGUUGUCUGUUUAUUUUUGUGGAUCUGUUACUUUGACCUCCCCGUAGAUGUGCACGAUGUGCUUCUCGUGUUGCCGAGAGGAUCGUACCUGUCGCGUUAACCUUUCUGUGUCACAGCCGAAAUGUAAACGAAGUGGAACGGUUUUGAGGAAAUAUUAUAAUAAAGAGUUUAGAGACUG